Molecule: messenger RNA, 1841 nt
Organism: Coffea arabica (coffee)
Lineage: Eukaryota; Viridiplantae; Streptophyta; Magnoliopsida; Gentianales; Rubiaceae
Source: RefSeq, a predicted model, not a curated record
GUCCAAGGGUACAUUCGUCAAAUCAAUCAAUACCCUCGUUACUCCAUCCACUCGUCAGCUCCUCAAAUUCCCAAGCCCUAGCACCUCUUGCGCCCUUCGCCUCUUCUUCUUCAUCAGUUUCUCUCUCACACAGUCACACACUCUCAAUUCAGACUGAAAAAAUGUCGCACUUCGGGAGAUCGGGCCCUCCGGACAUCAGAGAUACCUAUUCUCUCCUCGUCCUUAACAUCACUUUCCGUACCACCGCCGAUGAUUUGUUCCCGCUCUUCGAUAAGUAUGGCAAAGUCGUUGACGUGUUCAUCCCCCGCGACCGCAGGACUGGUGAUUCAAGAGGAUUUGCUUUUGUGCGAUACAAGUACCAGGAUGAAGCACAGAAGGCAGUUGAAAAGCUUGAUGGAAGAGUUGUUGAUGGAAGGGAGAUAAUGGUUCAAUUCGCAAAAUAUGGUCCAAAUGCUGAACGAAUUCACAAAGGAAAAAUAAUGGAACCAGUUUACAAGUCAAAAGGAAGGUCAAGAAGUCGCAGCCCUCGGCCAAGGUACAGGGAUGAUUACAAGGAUAGGGAUCAUCAUAGAAGAAGCCGUAGUAGAAGCAGAGGAAAGGAUCGUGAGGGUCGUCGUGGCAGGGAUAGAGAUUAUCGUCACCGAAGCAGAAGCCGCAGUGGGAGCCCUGAUUACCACAAAGACCGUGGAAGGGGCAGAUAUGAUGAUGAUAGACGCAGUCGAAGUCGGUCUUAUGGAAGUGCCUCCCCUGCUCGGCGCAGUGCAAGUCCUAGGAGGAGCCAAUCUCCCCGCAGAACCCCCCCUUCUCGUGGUGCAAGUCCUGAUGCAGUUAAACAGAAAGAUCGUUCACCAACCUCAAAAAGUCUGUCACCGCGUGGUCGACGUGCUGAUUCCCGAAGCCGAUCUCCGCACUCUGAUGCUGAUGAUUGAGUGGGCAGGAUACCAUCUCAUGGAUCUUCAGAGUGAAGCUUGGUGCAGCGCUUGUCUUGAGGAGACCAUUUCUGAUAUUCAUGUUAUGAAUGUGUAGACCUUGAUAGAACUUAAUUGGCCGAACUGGUUAUGAGGUUUAGCUCUUUUCGUCGUUGUACUUGCGCUUUCUUUAUAUCUAGUUUGAUGCUAGUUUCUGCACUAUGGUUUGUGUGGAUUUGGUAAAUUGUCGAUUUUGGUGAACAUAUUGACUGAUGUGACCACUAUUACUCAAUUUUUUACUCAUGAUGGACCUCUACUGGCCUUCUAUAGUUGUGUUCGUGAAGAGUAAAUGUGGCUGAUUGGCAAGAUGAUGCAGCAGCUGUAGAUGCUGUUUGUGUGAUGCAGCAGCUGUUGAUGCUGUUUGUAUGAUGCAGCAGCUGUAGAUGCUGUUUGUAUGAUGCAGCAGCUGUUGUUGCUGUUUUUAUGAUGCAGCUGUAGAUGCUGUUUGUGUGAUGCAGCAGCUGUUGAUGCUGUUUUUACUUGCUGUUGGUUAUUUUAUUUUGUUGCUGGUGACAAACUUCAGUUUCUUUACAAAUUUCUGACCCUGUCAUGAUUGAAUCUUUGAUGUGAUCAAUUAGAAGAUGGUUCGAGCGCCUGCUUUAUUAAGUGUAGCUGGUGCAGUUGAUUCAGGAACCAGGGUCCAGUAAUGUUGAUAAUUUGCUAGAUGGAGUUUGACAUAUAAAACCAUAGUCUGGACUUGGAGGAUGACGUUUGGUCUAUUGCUUCUGCUGGUUUUAAAUUUAGCUUUUACCACAUUUGCCAAAACUAGGUGGGAAGAACGUGCAACAUGCAAGUGUUUAUCCUUCUGAUAUGUAUUAAUCUAAUAUUACUUUUUAACAUUUGUUCAAACUAAUAGAAUUUUAAUCAUGUGAA